AUUCCUUCUUCUAGUUCAGGGAAUGAUCUUCAUUCUGCAUCUCUGAACAAUGAUGAUACAUGUUAUGAUAUUUCAGAAGAUGUCAUCUCUUUGUCUCCUAUACAUCAUCAUCCUGUUUUUAGAAGAAGCACUACAGAGAAAAACAUACCUGCCAG
Oldenlandia corymbosa var. corymbosa is the source of this 155-nucleotide messenger RNA. Lineage: Eukaryota; Viridiplantae; Streptophyta; Magnoliopsida; Gentianales; Rubiaceae. The record is from the annotation of a GenBank genome assembly.